UCAUCACUAAUAUUGUUGACAACAAUUGAAAACAACAACACGUGGGGAGGUUUCUGCAUAUUUUUCCAAUUGUUCGAAUAAGUUUAGAAGAAAUAUUCACAAAAAAAUGGGUAAACCUAAAAAAUCAAAUGUUGCAUCCGUAAGAAAGGUCCCAUUGGACGAACAGAUUAUGGAUGGCAAGGUGGCGAAGCAAAAGGAUAGAAAGAAAAUUAAUUUCAGAGCUGAAGAAUCCUCGGUAUUGGACAGUAAAACCAGUAAGAAAAUUUUGGCUGCAGCCAAACAACAACAAUUGGAAUUCAAUGAAGAAAACUUCCCCAGUUUGACACCAAAAAAAUCGGUUAACUUUAAUUUGGGUGAUGACAUCAACGAAGAGGAUGAAAACAUUGAUGUCAAUGAAAAUGAUUUCAUGGAUGAUCUCCAAAUCGACGAAGAAGAUGCCAAAGCAUUUGAACGUUUCCAAAAUCCACAGGGUGGAAAACGCACGUUGAAGCUUUCCGAAAUUAUAAUGGAAAAGAUCCAAGAAAAACAGGCUGAUAUCCAUACCAAACUCUCCGAUGAGGGUUCUCUUAAGAUUGAGGAGCUCGAUCCUCGCGUUAAGGAAAUGUACGAGGGUGUACGUGAUGUCAUGAAACGCUAUCGUAGCGGUAAAGUUCCAAAAGCUUUUAAAAUCAUACCUAAACUUAGGAAUUGGGAACAGAUUUUAUUUAUCACAGAACCACACAACUGGAGUGCUGCUGCUAUGUUCCAAGGUGCAAGAAUAUUUUCAUCGGUGUUGUCUCAAGCUAUGGCCCAGCGUUUUUACAAUUUAGUAUUGCUGCCUAGAAUUCGUGACGAUUUGGCCGAAUACAAAAAAUUAAAUAUGCAUUUGUAUAAUGCCUUGAAACGUGCCCUCUUCAAACCUGCAGCCUUUAUGAAGGGUAUCAUUUUGCCAUUGCUUGAAUCGGGAGAUUGUACACUGAGAGAAGCAAUUAUAUUUGGCAGCGUUAUUGCACGUAGUUCAAUACCUGUUCUCCACUCGUCAGCCUGCCUGUUGAAAAUCUGUGAAAUGGGUUAUACCGGUGCCAAUUCGAUAUUCAUUCGUUAUUUCCUAGAUAAACGUUAUGCUCUGCCUUAUCGUGUGGUAGAUGCUGCUGUUUUCCAUUUCUUAAGAUUUGAAAAUGACAAACGUGAAAUGCCUGUUCUAUGGCAUCAAAGUUUAUUAACAUUUGUUCAGCGUUAUAAGAACGAUAUUUCAUCCGAACAAAAAGAAGCUUUACUUGGAUUGUUAAGAAAACAAUAUCAUCCAAAAUUAACUCCCGAAAUUCGCCGAGAAUUACAGGCAGCUACUUGCCGUGACGUUGAAAUGAUGGAAGCUGAUGACAAAUUGGGGGCAGAACCAGUUGAAAUGUAUACAGAUCAAGAUGUAGGCUACAUGCAAGAAUAAAGACUCGAGCGGAAUUAUUUUUAAUAUUUGAUAGGAAAUCCAAAAACAUUUAAAUAUAUUUUAAUAUUUACACUGGAAAUAAUGUAAAUACAAAAUCCCUGAACUAAUAAAAACACACCACAACAAAACUAAAACACAA
Messenger RNA from Musca domestica (house fly), 1562 nucleotides. Its product is annotated as bystin-like. The coding region runs from base 107 to 1423 and encodes 438 amino acids. Gene Ontology annotation, biological process: rRNA processing. Gene Ontology annotation, molecular function: snoRNA binding. The record is from RefSeq and is a predicted model, not a curated record. The transcript is spliced from 6 exons. Lineage: Eukaryota; Metazoa; Arthropoda; Insecta; Diptera; Muscidae. Gene Ontology annotation, cellular component: cytoplasm; nucleolus; preribosome, small subunit precursor.